CUAUAGCCCCGCCGUCACGCGGUAGGUUGCAUCGUACAGAAAGUCACCUCGUCGUGUCAGAGUGGGAGAAGCUACUGACAGUUAGCACCAUUAGCAGCGGUCACAGUACCACCGGGAGAAGGUCGACAGCAGGAUCCUCUCUGAGCCGUAUCUAAAUCUCACAAACAGCUUUUAAAGGUCUCUAGCUACUCGCCGAGCUAACAGUUUUGCGAGCUUGCUACUAAGUUUCCGCUCAUCUCUCGCAUUCAUUAUCAACACCUUCAUCAUGGCUGCGCUCAGAGCGUCCUAUCACAGGAUUUUGGACAGGAUCGAGCACAUGCUGCCCGCCAAGCUGAGACCUGUGUACAACCACCCGGCAGGUCCGAAAACUGUUUUCUUCUGGGCCCCAGUGUUUAAAUGGGGUCUGGUUGGAGCUGGUUUGGCUGAUAUGACUCGACCAGCAGACAAACUCAGUACCUCUCAGUCUGCAGUGCUGACGGCCACAGGGCUCAUCUGGUCCAGAUAUUCGUUGGUUAUCAUCCCGAAAAACUGGAACCUGUUUGCUGUCAACUUCUUUGUCGGCAGUGCCGGAGCCUCACAGCUUUACAGGAUCUGGAGGUACGAGCAAGAUAAGAAGGCGGAGGCCAAACAGGCUGCGGAGUCCUGAGUGUAUCGACGCUCCAUUGCAGCGGACUAAAAGGGAGACUUCUUAUCAUCUCGACAUCACACCAUGCUGUUUCCAUAACAUCCAUGCCAUAAUAACCAUUGUUCUACCACAUUAAGCCUGUUGUCCCUGUUGGAAAUAUGCACUUUUCUUUAAGUUUCACAUUUCCUCAGGGUGUACUGAGGGAGGGAAGGAAAACAAAGCUUUUUUUUGUUUUUGUUUUUAAACUGUAGUCAACACACGCUCAAGAAUGGUCAUCAACGCACAAAUACUUCUUGUUCAACACGUUCUGUGAUUGUACAGUGUUUAAUUUAAGUUCAUGCUUUAUAUCUUGCACACUUGCUGGGAGGUCUUUGCCUUUUCCAUCAUCGAUUUUUCAGGUGUAGCAAUCAGUACCUCAGGCAGACAAUUCCCAAAAGAACGAAACAUGUAACUCUUAGAGUUGUGUUGAACAUGGUUUAAGGAAUGUGUCCAGAUGAAAUUAAGGAUGUCAUCGCACUUAACCUUUUGAUUUAUUUAUAAUUUGAUCAUCGUGUCCCGCUUGAGAUCAUUAAAUUGUCAUUGAUUACCGUGUAACGAUUUCUUCCAUUUAAUGACUUUAAAUCUGUGUGAACUCAAGUUGAUUUAUGAAUUACUUGAUUAAAAAUUUGCAGUCAAAACUGUAUAGGAAGAUACUGUUAUUUUCUAAUUGUGUUUCAGGAAUACUUACCUAAUGCAACAUAUUUAACCUCUGAAGCCUUGUCUUGAUUGGUAGCACGUACUGACACACUAACAGCGCUCUAUUAUCAAAAUUGUUGUUCUGAUGAAGGUGUUUUAUAGUUUUUGUGUAACAAUAAUUAUUUGAGGUCUUCCCAUUGUAUAAAUUAACCCCUGACUAAUUUAGCAAUAAUUAGUGCUAACAAUUAAUUAGAAGACUGUUUGAACAAAUGGCACUUUUGAGGAUUGAUCGUUAUGGCUCUGUGAUGACUAAUGCUAAUAAAUAUGGUUUGAUGCCUA
Molecule: messenger RNA, 1639 nt
Organism: Pundamilia nyererei
Lineage: Eukaryota; Metazoa; Chordata; Actinopteri; Cichliformes; Cichlidae
Gene: mpc2b
Product: mitochondrial pyruvate carrier 2b
Exons: 5
Coding region: 266-646 (126 amino acids)
Biological process (GO): pyruvate import into mitochondria
Cellular component (GO): mitochondrial inner membrane
Source: RefSeq, a predicted model, not a curated record